Molecule: messenger RNA, 1215 nt
Organism: Striga hermonthica
Lineage: Eukaryota; Viridiplantae; Streptophyta; Magnoliopsida; Lamiales; Orobanchaceae
Source: the annotation of a GenBank genome assembly
AUGCCGGCCACUGACAACCAAGGCUCCUUCCUCAACCGCAUCAGCAUCCGCCGCAACCAAUUCUCCUCCGCCGACGCCGCCCACGAUCAGGAACUCGAGGACCUCGACCUCUUCCAAAAACACGUCGCUGAUCGCUUCUUCGAUCUCCUCUCCUCCCCCGAAUCCCCUUCCGCCGCCGACGCCCUCCCCUCUCCUCCUCCUCUCCUCUCCAUCUCGUGGCUCCGCUGCCUCCUGGACGCCUUCCUCUGCUGCGAGGCCGAAUUCAAAGCCGCCCUCAUCUCCGGCCGCGACCCUUCCCAAUUCUCCCGCCCCCCUCUAGACCGCCUCAUCCCGGACCUCCUCGACCGCGCCAUCAAAGCCCUCGACCUCUGCAACGCCGUCACCCACGGCCUCCACCUCCUCCGCCACUGGCACUCCCUCGCCGCCACCGCCACCGCCGCCCUCUCCCGUCCCCCCGUCGGCGACGGCCAGGUCCGCCGCGCCCGCAGGGCCCUCGACACCCUCCUCACCUCAAUGGCCCUCGACGACCGCGAAAACGCCACCGGAAACUACCACGGACGCUGGACCGAACGCACCAGAUCCUUCGGCCGCCGCACCCCCGGCCCGGCCGCCACAAGGGACCGCACCUCCGGAAGCUUCCGUUCCCUGUCGUGGUCGGUUGCUCGGUCGUGGUCCGCGGCCAAGCAGAUCCAGACCAUGUCCGCCAGCCUGGCGGCUCCGCGCGGAGGGGAGCCCACCGGCCUGGCCCUGCCCGUCUACAUCAUGAACACGGUCCUCGUUUUCGUGAUGUGGGCCCUGGUGGCUGCCGUCCCCUGCCAGGAGAGAAAUGGGCUGGCGACCCAUUUCCAGUUGCCGAGGAAUGUGGGGUGGGCCCAGCCGAUUAUUGGGCUUCAGGAGAAGAUUGGAGAGGAGUGGAAGAAGAAAGAGAAGAAAGGGACGGCAGGGCUUCUGGAGGAGGUGCAGAGGAUGGAGAAGGCGGCCCUUUCCCUUGUCGAGUUCUUGGACGGGUUUUCUUUCCCCCUGGAGGAGGAGAAGGCGGCGGGGCUGGCGGCACAUGUGGCGGAGAUGGAUGAGAUAUGCCGGAAGAUGGAGGAGGGGCUUGAUCCCCUGCAGCAGCAGGUCAGGGAGGUGUUCCAUAGGAUAGUGAAGAGUAGGGCCGAGGUUCUUGACGUCGUAGAUCAAGUUAGUAAGCUCUCAGCACCAGCUCCAUAUUGA